AUGAUUAUUACAGUGAAUCAAGAUAUUUAUUCUAUUAAUUCAAUCUAUUUAGAUACUCGCAGUUUAAGUCAAGAUGAAGCCAACACAUUAAAACAAUGGCUACUCAAACAAUUUGGAGAUAAAAUCAAGAAUGUUAAAAUCAAUACCAAACUUGAUCAACAUCCAUGUAUAAUAACAACAAACGAAAUGGGUGCUGUUCGUCAUUUCUUGAAAACCAAUUUACUUCAACGAAAUAAGCAACAAGAAAUUUAUAAACUUCUUCAACUUAACUUUGAUAUAAAUCCAAAGCAUAUCUUAAUAAAAAAACUUUUUACAUUACAUAAAUCAAAUAAUACUGAAUUAGCAAAUAUGCUCGCACAACAAUUGAUCGAUAAUGCAUUGGUUACAGCUGGUCUCGUUGAAGAUCCACGUUUAGUACUUACUGGUUUAAAUAAACUGCUAGAAAAAGUACUUGAAAAAUACUAG
Molecule: messenger RNA, 465 nt
Organism: Rotaria socialis
Lineage: Eukaryota; Metazoa; Rotifera; Eurotatoria; Philodinida; Philodinidae
Source: the annotation of a GenBank genome assembly